Molecule: messenger RNA, 1256 nt
Organism: Armigeres subalbatus
Lineage: Eukaryota; Metazoa; Arthropoda; Insecta; Diptera; Culicidae
Product: mitochondrial tRNA-specific 2-thiouridylase 1
Exons: 3
Coding region: 74-1207 (377 amino acids)
Biological process (GO): tRNA wobble position uridine thiolation
Cellular component (GO): mitochondrion
Molecular function (GO): sulfurtransferase activity
Source: RefSeq, a predicted model, not a curated record
UUUGGUAGCAUUUCAGUACUUUUGGUUGAACUAUAGAGCAACGUACAAUUUGUAUUAUGAAUGAAACGUGACAAUGUUCAAACGAAUUGUGGUUGGUGUUUCCGGUGGAGUGGACAGUGCUGUUACGGCCUACAUGUUAAAGCAAAAAGGCUUCGACGUUCGUGGCGCAUUUAUGAAAAACUGGGACCUAAUCGAUGAGUCUGGUUAUUGCACCGGGGAGCAAGACUGGUUGGAUGCACAAAAGCUCUGCCGUCAACUACAAAUCCCACUUGAGCAAGUCAAUUUUGUUAAAGAUUUCUGGCUCGAAGUGUUCGGGAGUUUCCUCAAAGACUACGAUGCGGGGAUCACACCCAACCCGGACAUCCUGUGCAACCGCCAUAUCAAGUUCAACCUUUUCUACAAAUAUGCGCGCGAAAAAAUGGGAGCCGACGCAAUUGCCACUGGUCACUACGCCCGAACCAACUUCGGACCGUUUUUGGAGCAGUACAACGAGAAUGAACCCAUCCGUCUGUUGGCCGGCGUAGACGACAUUAAAGAUCAAACAUUUUUCCUGUCCCAGAUUGGAGCGGAUGCGCUGCGAAGAACCAUGUUUCCCAUUGGUGCUAUGACCAAAUCGCAGGUGAAACGCUACGCAUCCGAAGUGGGACUUGAUGCGUUCGCCCGGAAGAAAGAAAGCAUGGGCAUAUGCUUUGUUGGGAAGAGAAGCUUCCAGGACUUCAUUGAGGAGUACAUCGAAACGAAACCGGGAGAUUUCGUAGAUUUUGAUACGGGGAAGGUGGUGGGGACUCACAAAGGACUGCACCACUGGACCGUGGGUCAAAAGUGCAAGAUCGGAGGAUGCUUGCUACCGUAUUUUGUGUUGCAGAAGGAUGUGGAGAAAAAUGUGAUAUUUGUAGUUGCGGGAACGGACCAUCAGUUGCUGGUUACGGAUAUGGUCUAUGCGGAGAGUCCGGUGUGGAUUAAUAAACCUGGGCCUUUGGAGAAAGGCGUUUUCCGUUGUCAGUUCAGGUUUCAACAUACGAAACCUUUGGUGGAUUGUAGUUUAAUUGAAACAAGCGAAGAUGGCAAUAGGUUGUUUAUCAAGUUGGAUGAACCGUUGCGGGCAAUAACGCCAGGCCAGUAUGCUGUAUUUUACAAAGAUGAAGAAUGCUUUGGAAGCGCUAGGAUAGUGAAACCGGGUCCAUCAAUUUUAUAUUGUCAACGGUAGUGUAGUUUAUAUAAAUACUAUUCAACAAAUUUGUUAUAAAACGUAACAA